This is a messenger RNA of Sorex araneus (European shrew), 1633 nucleotides long. RefSeq names its product EP300-interacting inhibitor of differentiation 2. The coding region runs from base 225 to 995 and encodes 256 amino acids. Gene Ontology annotation, molecular function: transcription corepressor activity. Gene Ontology annotation, cellular component: nucleoplasm. The transcript has a single exon. The record is from RefSeq and is a predicted model, not a curated record. Gene Ontology annotation, biological process: negative regulation of DNA-templated transcription. NCBI's taxonomy places the organism in Eukaryota, Metazoa, Chordata, Mammalia, Eulipotyphla, Soricidae.
CGUCGGCUGCGGCGGAGCCCCUGGCCGCUAGGUGGCGCCCGGGGCCCGGCGCUCCCUCCGGGGCGGCGCAUGCGCGGUGCUCCGCGCCGACCUGUGGGAGCUACGCCCGCGCACCGUUUCGCACGCCACGUCCACCCGCGGCCGCCGCUCUCGCUUGCCGCGCGCGCGCCUGCGACUCCCCGGCUCCCGCUGCCCGCUCCCUCCGGCCCAGCCCGCAGUCCGAGAUGUCCGAGCUGCCCGCCGACCGCAGUGCCCCGGCGCUGGGCGCCGCGAGUGGCGCCCGCGCUGCCCCGCAGGAGGAGGUAGGCGACGGGAGGCAGGCGUCGGCCCCGGCGCUGCCCGAGAACGCCAGGGCCGGUCCGAUGGUGGCGGCAGGCGCGGUUCCGAUGGCGGCGGACGGAGAAGGUCCGAUGGCGAUGGAGGGAGAAGGUCCUAUGGCGGCGGUCGGACAAGGUCCGAUGGCGGCGGCCGAGCAAGGUCCGAUGGCGGCGGCGGGUGAGGGUCCGAUGGCGGCGGCGGGAGGAGGUCCGAUGGCGGCGGCGGCGGCGGCGGCGGCGGGAGAAGGCCCGAUGGCGGCGGCCAGGGACGCCCGGAUGGCAGAAGUGGGCCGGGUGCUGGCGGAGCCCGCGGAGGAAGAGGGUCCCGAGAACCGGCGGCGGUCCAGGGCCGGGCACGGCCAGGGGCGCGCCGCGCUGCCCUACCUCCGCCUCCGCCACCCGCUCAGCCUCCUGGGCAUCAAUUACCAGCAGUUCCUGCGCCAUUACCUGGUCAACUACCCCAUCACCCCCGGCCGCAUCCAGGCGCUGGAGGAGCGCCGCCGCCGCUUCGUGGAGGCCUGCCGCGCGCGCGAGGCCGCGCUGGACGCCCACUACCAGCGGAACCCGCAGAGGAUGGACUUCGACAUCCUGAUGUUCACCAUCGCGCUCACGGCCUCCGAGGUCAUCAACCCCCUGAUCGAGGAGCUGGGCUGUGAUAAGUGCAUCAACAGAGAGUAGAGCAUCAAGGCGUGAUGAGUGCAUCGAGGCGCCCGGGCCCCGCCGCGUGUCGAGGCAGUGCUGUUCUGGGGGAUGGUUUUGUAUUUUGUUUGUUUUGUUUGUUUGUUUGUUUGUUUAACAACCCUGUAUCUUGAUUUUUUUUUAAUUUUUUUUUUUAAGCCCAAGUUUGUGAACAUAAAGUUAGUGCACAACUAGGGGGGAGGGGCCGCGGCUUAACCGUGCGAGCAUCUGAGACACUACGGGCUUUCACGGGCUUUUUGUGUGUGCGUGCGUGUGUGUGUGUGUGUGUGUGUGUGUGUGUGUGUGUGUGUGUAUGGUUGAUUCCCCGUUCUUUUCCCUGCAAUGUGAAAAUGUCUUAAACAGUUGCUGCAUCCCGAAAGGUGGAUGCUUGUUUUCAACUAAGACUUUCAGAAAGGAGAAAAAAAAAAAAGCCAGUCGAGCCCGUGAUGAUGAGAGAAAUCAGGUCGAUGACAACAGAGAUGGGCUAAGCAGAGCUCGGGGAGAGCUGGCCAUUCUCAGAAUCCGGACAGGUCAGAUUCAACCAUUCCCAGUGUCAGACUGUGUAUUCUGAGGCCUUGGAAGAGGCAGGAAGCAUCAAUGUUGUAUAUAUUACCUGAUAAACCAUGUAUUCAAAAAUA